AAAGCCCCAGGGGUACAUAAAGCAUUCCCUGUCUGGGCACUGCCACCACCAUCAACACUUGGGCUCUCAAGAGGCUGCAGGGACCGGCGCUGUCUGGACAGGAUGGCCCACACAGAGAGAGCUCUGCCCUGGCUGCUGCUGCUGUCACUGGCCUUGCUGGGCAGCAGCACUGCAGAGCGGGACUGCCGAGUAAGCAGCUUCAAAGUCAAGGAGAACUUCGACAAGACCAGGUACAGUGGCACCUGGUAUGCUAUGGCAAAAAAAGAUCCUGAGGGGCUGUUUCUGCAGGACAAUGUGGUAGCCCAAUUCACCGUAGAUGAGAAUGGACAAAUGACUGCCACUGCAAAGGGCAGAGUGAGACUCUUCAAUAACUGGGAUGUCUGUGCUGACAUGAUCGGCUCUUUCACUGACACAGAGGAUCCUGCCAAGUUCAAGAUGAAGUACUGGGGCGUCGCCUCUUUUCUGCAGAAAGGAAAUGACGAUCACUGGGUAGUGGACACAGAUUACGAUACAUAUGCUCUUCAUUACUCCUGCCGUCAGCUAAAUGCAGAUGGCACUUGUGCUGAUAGCUACUCCUUUGUGUUCUCCCGGGAUCCCAAGGGACUGCCUCCAGAUGCACUGAAAAUUGUCAGACAAAGGCAGAUGGAUCUCUGUUUGGACAGAAAAUACAGAGUUAUCACUCAUAAUGGAUUUUGCUCUUAAGGAGAUCCAGCCCUGUGGAAAGAAACCAUGUAACAGCACCAUGGAUGUAAAGUUAACACAAUGAUCAUAUGUUCUGUGGAAAAUGUUUUAAAUGGCUUCAUUUAGAUUUUCAAUAUAUUUAUCUGAGCUGUGUAGCUCACCUUGUUAAUAAACCAAUGAAACAUUUUAAUAAACUUGGAUUACAGGGGAUGCAAAUUGUAUGCAAAUCUGUACAUAUGUAGACAUUGGUUACAUUAGUAGCCUGUUAGUGAACUGUUUUGACUUGGUGACACAUGGUGAUAAUUAAGAAUUUAAUCUUGCUUUGGUUUCAAUUUCUGACUAAAAGAGUAUUUAUCAUAAA
Messenger RNA from Sturnus vulgaris (Common starling), 1042 nucleotides. RefSeq names its product retinol binding protein 4 (gene RBP4). Gene Ontology annotation, molecular function: retinol binding; retinol transmembrane transporter activity. Gene Ontology annotation, biological process: retinol transport. Lineage: Eukaryota; Metazoa; Chordata; Aves; Passeriformes; Sturnidae. The record is from RefSeq and is a predicted model, not a curated record.